AUGUCGUGGAAUUUAACCAAAAAGCUUAAGGAAACGCACCUAGCGCCUCUUGCAAAUACGUUUAGCCGGUCCUCUACUGGCUCUUCUCCCAAGGGAGAUGCUUCAACUGAGGAUGGAGCGCCUCUUAGCAAAACUCCAACUGCGUCUUCCUCCACAAGUUCUAACGGCAUAGCUGCUUCAGAUGCAACCACCAAUUCGCCUACCCAGUCGUUAAAGCCUGGAAUUCUGAUUGUGACCCUCCACGAAGGAAAAGGCUUCUCACUGUCUCCUCACUACGAACAUGUUUUCAAUUCUCACUAUCAAGGCUCCAGCGGUUCAUACUCUGCUUCGAUGAGGCCAAGCUCCUCUCAUGCGUCACAUAUUCCGAAUUCGUUCACUCAUGCUAUGAGACCUCAAUCUACAAGUGGGGGAAUAAAUGCUGCUCCGACAAACCAUGGACGAUACUCCGCAAAACAUCUGCCAUAUGCACUCCUGGAUUUUGAUAAACUGCAGGUCUUUGUUGAUUCUGUUUCAGGGACUCCAGAAAACCCGCUGUGGGCUGGUGACAACACCUCUUUCAAGUUUGAUGUUUCUCGAGUUACGGAUUUGAACGUUCAGGUGUAUAUUCGGAACCCCGCUGCACGCCCUGGGAGUGGACGCAGCGACGAUAUUUUCCUCGGAGCUUGUAAAAUUAACCCCCGCUUUGAAGAGCCCCGUCGGUUUGUCGAAGAUCCUAAAGCCAGCAAAAAGGAGCGUGAAAAAGCUGCUGCAGCUUUUGCGCAAAAGGAGAAACAACUGGGACAGUUGGGCUCUGAGUGGAUUGACUUACAGUUUGGCACUGGAAGUAUCAAAAUUGGAGUUUCAUUUGUGGAAAACCGUCAGCGUAGCCUGACAAUGGCUGACUUCGAGCUCCUGAAGGUUGUCGGGAGAGGCAGCUUCGGGAAAGUUAUGCAAGUUAUGAAGCGUGACACUAAGCGAAUUUAUGCGAUGAAGACUAUCCGAAAGGCCCAUAUCAUAUCUCGCUCCGAAGUAGAGCAUACAUUGGCCGAACGAUCUGUUCUGUCACAAAUUAGCAACCCGUUUAUUGUUCCACUCAAGUUCUCUUUCCAGUCUCCGGAAAAACUGUAUCUUGUUCUGGCAUUUGUUAACGGUGGCGAGCUUUUCCAUCAUCUCCAACGGGAACAACGAUUCGAUAUCAACAGAGCUCGGUUCUACACAGCAGAAUUGCUUUGCGCAUUGGAGUGUUUACAUGGGUUCAAAGUGAUCUACAGAGAUUUGAAACCCGAAAAUAUCCUCUUAGAUUAUAGCGGUCAUAUCGCUUUAUGUGACUUUGGCCUCUGCAAGCUUGGCAUGAAAGACGAGGAUCGCACGAACACGUUUUGCGGUACCCCAGAGUACCUUGCUCCAGAACUACUCCUUGGUCACGGGUAUACAAAAACUGUUGAUUGGUGGACCUUAGGAGUCCUCCUUUAUGAAAUGUUAACAGGUCUUCCCCCAUUCUAUGACGAGGACACAAAUGAAAUGUAUCGAAAAAUUUUACAUGACCCUCUCACAUUCCCCAAUCAGGAAGUUGUCCCAGCGGCUGCGAGAGAUCUUCUGUCUCGCCUUCUUGACAGAGACCCCCACCGUCGCCUUGGUGCUGGCGGUGCUGGCGAAAUCAAAGGCCAUCAUUUCUUUGCAAACAUUGACUGGCGCAAGUUGCUGCAGCGUAAAUAUGAGCCUAGUUUCCGCCCUAACGUGGCGGAUGCCCGUGACACUGCAAACUUUGAUAUCGAAUUCACAUCAGAAGUUCCGGUUGACUCUUACGAGGAAGGGUCUGGACUUUCUCGAACCAUGCAAAAGCCAUUUGAAGGGUGGUCUUACAAUCGCCCAGUUGCAGGUUUAAACGACGGAGGUGGCAGUGUCAGAGACCCUGCUUUUGGCAGCAUCCCUGAAUAA
Molecule: messenger RNA, 1917 nt
Organism: Microsporum canis CBS 113480
Lineage: Eukaryota; Fungi; Ascomycota; Eurotiomycetes; Onygenales; Arthrodermataceae
Product: serine/threonine-protein kinase gad8
Exons: 6
Coding region: 1-1917 (638 amino acids)
Biological process (GO): protein phosphorylation
Molecular function (GO): protein serine/threonine kinase activity; ATP binding
Source: RefSeq, a predicted model, not a curated record